This is a messenger RNA of Lolium perenne, 630 nucleotides long. RefSeq lists its product as uncharacterized. Gene Ontology annotation, molecular function: nucleic acid binding; RNA-DNA hybrid ribonuclease activity. NCBI's taxonomy places the organism in Eukaryota, Viridiplantae, Streptophyta, Magnoliopsida, Poales, Poaceae. The record is from RefSeq and is a predicted model, not a curated record.
AUGGAGAAGUCUACGGGUGAGGUUUGCAGCAUGAUUCAAAAACAUUAUCAGGAGUUCACAAAGGGAAUGAAUACAGAGCACACGGUAGCAGCUAUGCAUGACAUUGUAGCUCAUCCAGCAACGGCUCAUUGGGUUAUUCCUGCUGAGAACAAGGUGAAAGUCAAUUUCGAUGCAUCGUUCAGAGAUGAAACAAGGGAUGGUGCGUGGGGUUUUAUUGCUCGAUCUGAUACAGGGGAGUUCAUUGGAGCUGCGGCAGGAAAACUGAGACACCUGCGUGAUGCACUCCAGGCUGAAGCAGAAGCUUGUUCUGCAGCAAUUGAGGGAGCAAAUGCGUUGGGUUUACACCGGGUCGUUUUUGAGUCUGAUUCACAGAUUUUGGUCAAGGCCCUGACAUCUACAUCCCAUGAGCUGGCAGAAAUUGGUGUUCUAUUACGUGAAAUAAGGAGCAGCUGUAUUAGCUCCUUCAACUCUUUCGAGUUCAGUUUCUGCCCGCGUAGAUGCAACAAAGUUGCACAUUCUCUGGCCCAAUUUGGGUACCGAGUUGAAUCUGAAUGUAAUGGUUGGGCUGAUCAUGCCCCUCCUUUUGUAUCUGAACUUGUUGCCAGCGAUUUGGCUGAGCACUAUGGUUAA